This is a messenger RNA of Arabidopsis lyrata subsp. lyrata, 1118 nucleotides long. Its product is annotated as 2-oxoglutarate-Fe(II) type oxidoreductase. Lineage: Eukaryota; Viridiplantae; Streptophyta; Magnoliopsida; Brassicales; Brassicaceae. Bases 135 to 1025 code for a protein of 296 amino acids. The transcript is spliced from 7 exons. The record is from RefSeq and is a predicted model, not a curated record.
ACAUUUAAAACGUGGAGCCAAGCGGCUGUGGUUAAUACAUAUAUGGCAGUGGCAUCGCUGGCUAUAAGAUAAGCUAAACAAGGACAAAACUUGUAUAUUUCCUAUCCAAAGAAAGACUAGCGAGUGAUAGAGAAAUGGAGAAUAAAACUGAGGAAGAUAAGGUAUCAAUCAUCAAAGUUUCUGCCCUUACUUGCAUAGAUCUCGACAACUCCAAUCUUCAUCAAUCAGCUGUUUUACUCAAGCAGGCAUGUCUCGAUAGUGGAUUUUUCUAUGUCAUUAAUCAUGGUAUAAGCGAGGAACUGAAGGACGAGGCUUUUGAACAGAGCAAGAAGUUUUUUGCUCUUCCUUUGGAGGAGAAAAUGAAAGUCUUGAGAAAUGAAAAGUAUCGAGGCUAUGCACCAUUUCACGAUUCUCUCUUAGACCCUAAAAACCAAUUCCGAGGGGACUACAAAGAGGGUUUUACCAUUGGGUUCGAAGGUGGCAAAGAUGGUCCCCAUGGGGAUAAACCAUUCCAUAGCCCCAACAUUUGGCCUAACUCUGACGUUUUGCCCGGAUGGCGGGAGACCAUGGAGAAAUAUUAUCAAGAAGCAUUGAGGGUUUGUAAGUCUAUUGCGAGAAUAAUGGCUUUGGCGCUCGACUUGGAUGUGGAUUAUUUCAAUACACCGGAGAUGCUGGGAAAUCCAAUUGCAGAUAUGGUCUUGUUUCACUAUGAAGGGAAGUCUGAUCCCUCGAAAGGAAUAUAUGCAUGUGGAGCACAUUCUGAUUUCGGAAUGAUGUCUCUCUUAGCAACUGAUGGUGUAAUGGGACUUCAGAUUUGCAAGGAUAAAGACGUGAUGCCUCAAAAGUGGGAAUAUAUUCCAUCACUUAAAGGGUAUAACAAUGAGAUGUUUGGGGUUUUUGGGUUGUUGAUUCAUUUAGGGGGGUGUAUUGAAUUAAAGAUUUGGGUGGAUUUGGUGGAAUUUAGGAAAUUUUGGAUUUUGAGAAAGUUAUGUGAUUUUUUAGGAUACUUUUGGUGGAAUUGUUAGAAUUUUCAUUUUAGAAAAGGAAAUACUAGUUUGUUAUUUGGUGAGAUUUAAGAGAUAAUAUUGGAUGAUUUGGUGAGAUUUUUAAAACAAAAA